Camellia sinensis is the source of this 1061-nucleotide messenger RNA. Its product is annotated as Dof-type zinc finger DNA-binding family protein. The record is from RefSeq and is a predicted model, not a curated record. NCBI's taxonomy places the organism in Eukaryota, Viridiplantae, Streptophyta, Magnoliopsida, Ericales, Theaceae. Gene Ontology annotation, molecular function: DNA-binding transcription factor activity; DNA binding. Gene Ontology annotation, biological process: regulation of DNA-templated transcription.
CCUCUCUCCCUCUCUCUCUCUCUCUCCCCAUUUAUAUAUAUACCCACAUGAAGCACAAACCAUCUCAAGCAUUUAUUUUAUUGGUUUUAGAACCAGUUUGGCUGUUUCAAUAAUAGAUGUGAUUUUUCUCUUCUGAAGAAACCCCUACUUCAUCUUCUUCUUCAUCCAUGGAUACUGCUCAUUGGCCACAGGAAAUAGUGGUGAAAUCAAUGGAAGAGAUAGUAGUACCAAACACAUGCUCAAACUCAAAGCGGCCUUCUUCAAUGGAGAGGAAGGUUAGGCCUCAGAAAGAACAAGCUUUGAACUGUCCAAGGUGCAAUUCAUCUAACACCAAGUUUUGUUACUACAACAACUACAGUCUCACACAACCAAGGUACUUUUGCAAGACUUGUAGAAGGUAUUGGACUGAAGGUGGAUCUCUCAGAAACAUUCCUGUUGGAGGAGGUUCAAGAAAGAACAAGAGAUCUUCAUCUUCACCUUCAUCAACAACAACUUCAUCAUCAUCUUUAUCAAAGAAACUUCCUGAUCUGGUUCUUCCACCUCAAAACCCUAAGAUCCAUGAAGGCCAGGAUCUCAACUUGGCUUACCCAUCUCAUGAUUUCAAAACCAUCUCUGAACUCAUUCAAGUGCCCAAUUUUGAUGACAACAAGAACAACGCUUCUUGUGCAUCCACAACUACUUCAUCAUCUCACCUCUCAGCUUUGGAGCUUCUCACUGGGAUUAACUCAAGGGGGUUGAGUUCUUUCAUACCCAUGUCGGUGCCGAUGAUGCCGAUAUCGGAUCAGAACUCAUUUUACUCAUCUGGGUUUUCUCUGCAGGAAUUCAAACCAACCCUAAAUUUCUCUCUUGAUGGGCUUGGAAUUGGAAGUAGUGGGUAUGGAAGUCUCCAAGGGGUGCAAGAAACUAGUGGGAGGCCUUUGUUUCCAUUUGAAGAUCUGAAACUAGUCUCAAGGUCCUCUGAUAUUGAGCAAAAUAGAGAGCAAGGAGAUUCAACUGGGUAUUGGAAUGGAGUCUUAGGUGGUGGUGGUGGUGGAUCAUGGUAAAGAAGAUAAUAAACUACA